Molecule: messenger RNA, 2193 nt
Organism: Toxorhynchites rutilus septentrionalis
Lineage: Eukaryota; Metazoa; Arthropoda; Insecta; Diptera; Culicidae
Gene: SCCRO4
Product: DCN1-like protein 4
Exons: 6
Coding region: 404-1132 (242 amino acids)
Biological process (GO): protein neddylation; positive regulation of ubiquitin-protein transferase activity
Cellular component (GO): ubiquitin ligase complex
Molecular function (GO): cullin family protein binding; ubiquitin conjugating enzyme binding; ubiquitin-like protein binding
Source: RefSeq, a predicted model, not a curated record
CUGCCGUUUCUAGCCUCUUCUCAUCCACUGAUAAACGCCAUCGUGUAGCCGAGCAAGGAUGCUCCGUGAAACAGUAGUCGUCGCCUUGAAAACAUGAAAGCAUCAGGAGCAUAAAAAUCUCCAUUAAUUUUGCAUAAUCGUGUCUCCUGACAUCAGAACGAUAUGUUUCACCGAGGAGACGAUUGUGGAAGACAUUUUUUGUGAUAACGCAAAAUAUACUGCUCGCCGUGUGGAAGCGAAAUCGAACUAGGGAAUCAAUAAGACUGAUUUAUAGUCUAAUUUAUUGAAAACAGGGCUAGAGGCAUUGUAGGAUUAAUCAAAUAGGAGCGCAGCAGGAUACGAGGAAUUGAUAUUCGGUUUACGUAAAACCAACAGAACAGCCUUCAAAAUAGACAGAUCACAAAUGCCCAGGGGUAAACGCCGGGUUGUAGCGGAGAUGGGGCCAAGCGAAGAUGACCGACAACCAUCCAAAAGGCAUCGCAAUACCUACCAGAGUAGUCAGAGCUCUCGGCGGAAUAGCAAAGUUGACGAUGCAUUCAGUCAAAAGCGAUGUCUGACCUGGUUCCAUGAGUACACAACCGCAGACGAUCCCGACACUUUAGGUCCUGAGGGGAUGGAGAGGUUCUGCGAAGACCUCGGUGUCGAGCCGGAGAACGUUGCGAUGCUGGUACUAGCGUACAAAAUGGGUGCCCGCCAGAUGGGCUUUUUCACACAAAGUGAGUGGUUAAAAGGCCUAACGGAUCUCCAGUGUGACACUGCUGCAAAAGUCCAGUGCAAGCUUGAUUACCUGCGCAAUUUGCUGAACGAUCCCAACACGUUCAAAGUUAUCUACAGAUACGCAUAUGACUUUGCUAGAGACAAAGAUCAGCGCAGCAUGGAUAUCGAAACGGCGCGAGCGAUGCUGCAGUUACUGCUCGGCAAGCACUGGCCCCUAUAUGCACAAUUUGCCCAAUUUCUGGAGCAAUCCAAGUACAAAGUGAUAAACAAGGAUCAGUGGUGUAAUAUCCUGGAGUUCUCCCGUACUAUCUCCAACGAUCUGAGCAACUACGAUGUCGAUGGAGCUUGGCCCGUGAUGCUGGACGAAUUUGUCGAAUGGUUACGUUUUUUACGGACGCAGUCGACGAUUAGCUGAGGAUUGUUCUACUAAAAACAUUAAGGCACAGACGCAGACACAAAUUUGUCAUACAGACACACACACACGCACGUUGAAACAAACGUUGAGACUAUCGUAUCUAAUUCUUCAAUCAUUUUCUCCAUAAGAGUGAAUCAUUUCGUCACGCUCUGGGCAGGAUAUUCACACACACAAACACGCUCAUGAACAUACACAUACAUCCUCUAAACACAUCAUCAGGAGCAAAUCAUAAAUUUCCCGCAAUGGGAAUUAUACAAGCAAAAUGCAACAAAACAAGGCGAAAGAAACAAUGUCAUAAGCCUACUCAUUUUCUCUGAAGGAAAUCCGAAAUGAUGGGGAAUUGAAAUCCACGUUUUUUUAGUUGGUUCGAAACAAUUUUUUUUCUUGAUACGUGUUUUGGAUUCCCCGUUGCAGACGCCAUCGUUUUAGUAUGAUAAAGCGCUCGAAUUAUUUUAAGCAAACCAAAUAAAUCACAUGAGAAAAACACCCACAGCGAAGUGAAGUAGUCAACCGGUAAUGAAAGAGAAUAAACACAAAAAACAUUGAUCCAUGGUAAGAACAUACAUUAGCAGUACUUUAAAGCGUGAAGGAAGGUUGAAAAGCCGGCAAUACAGAAGAAAAAGAAACCAAAUGGAUCGCAUAAUAAAACACUAAUCAAAUUUGGACAUAAUUUUGGCAAGCAGUAAAAGAAUACUUAUCAACCAAUAACAUAAAACACUCCAGUACUAAUAAUUUAGGAUCCCUAUUUCGGCUUAUACAAAAAUACAUGUUACACUGAAAAUUAUAAUCAACAACUGUUUUAAAAAAACAGAACUGAAAAUAUACCAUUGAUUGGAUGAGAAGGAACAAGGGAAACCAGAGCGGCUGUAAGCUGGUCGAAGUACUCAACAACAACUACAACAACAAGCAAAAGAUUUAUUGUGAGAAAAAACAAUGAAAAUAAUAAAGUGCGUUUUUUACCAGAAGAAACUCACAAUAUUUUUAAAACCAUAGGCCUGGUUGAAAAUUGAAACUGUAUGGCAAUGAAAAGAACUAACAAUAAAGUCACAUCAUUUACGCUA